Nicotiana attenuata is the source of this 1248-nucleotide messenger RNA. RefSeq names its product eukaryotic peptide chain release factor GTP-binding subunit-like. The coding region runs from base 1 to 1248 and encodes 415 amino acids. The record is from RefSeq and is a predicted model, not a curated record. The transcript has a single exon. Lineage: Eukaryota; Viridiplantae; Streptophyta; Magnoliopsida; Solanales; Solanaceae.
AUGGGUUUAGAUGCUAUGAACCAAUCUAUAGCCAAGAAUGCAGCUGAUGGAUCUUUUAUGGAUAAGACAUUCGCAUGGAUCACACAAAUACUUGAAAAAAUGGCAAAACAUAAUCAAGCUUGGCACUCAGAGGACACCACAGGUGGAAUUGCAUAUGGUUCUCCCUCCUUGACCACCAUGAUUAAGGAGAAUCAAGAAAGAGAUCAAGUAAUUGCAGGGUUUGCCACCAAUGUCAAUGUGUUGACAAAAAUGUUCACUGAAAGCCAAACGAAGAAGGUAAAUGUGGUGGAAGAUGUGCAACCAUCAUCAAGUGAAGAUUAUGAGGAAGCCAACUAUGUCAACAACUCUCAAGGAGGCUAUCAAAGGCAACAAUACCAAGGUCAAGGACAACAAAAUCAAUGGAGGCCUAACCCGCAAGGGCAAGGCAACCAACGGUGGCAAAAUGGCCAAGGUGGCUCAAAGCAAGGAAAUUGGAAUAAUAAGAACAACAACUUCUCAAAUCGGAGUUCAAACCCUUAUGUUCCACCAAAAGGUCAAUAUUCAAAUCAAGUUUCUUCAAGUGAUUCCAAGUUGGAAAGAAUGCUUGAACGGGUAUUGCAAAAUCAAGAGAGGUCUGACACUUCUAUGAGGAAUAUGACCGAGCUUGUUGGUUCUCAUACCGCAUCCAUUCAAAAAUUGGAGAUGCAAAUGAGAGAUCUUUCUAGGGAACAACAUCCGAAGCAAAAAGGGACACUUCCAAGUGACACAAUUGCGAACCCAAAGGGUAGUGGGAGUGGUCCAACUUCUCAUAUCAUUGCAAUUACUACUCGGAGUGGGAAGGUACUUCAAGGAGAUACCGAGCAAGUGGUUGAAGUGGAAGAGUCCGAAAAAGAGGUUGAGGCACAAGUUGAAGAGCCAAUUGUUGUUGAAGCUAGAAGAGUUCCGGAAGAGUUGAAAGUGCAAGAAGCAAACCGGGAAGAGGUAAAGGAAAAGGUAAAAGAGACACCAAAAGCUCUACCACCUAUUCCUAGAUCUCCACCUCCUUUUCCUCAAAUACUUUCUAGGAAGGUUGAUGAUAGCAAACUCGAAAAGUUCUAUGACAUUCUCAAGCACUUAUCGGUAAACAUUCCAUUCGUGGAAGCAUUUCAAGAGAUGCCGGGUUUUGCUAAAUAUUUGAAAGACUUGAUCACCAAGAAGAGAACCACCAAAAAUGAAGUGGUGAAUAUGACUCACCAGGUUAGUUCCAUCAUUGCAACAACCACCGUUUAA